GGCAUGUCAUGGCCGAUCAGUGACAACCGGCUUACUUUCAACGUGAACGGCCACGUGAAUUUCGUCUUAUUCAAGAGUAUCGUGGUGCGCUUGGGUUAAUUGAGCGAAUUUUUCACUACCAAGGUCCUUACUCUCUGCAGAAGAAAAAUGUCUGUUGUUGGGUUUGAUGUGGGAAAUGAGUCAUGUUAUAUUGCCGUAGCCCGCGGAGGAGGCAUCGAGACCAUCGCGAACGAGUUCAGCGACAGAUGCACACCAAGUGUGGUCUCGCUCGGAGAGUCCUUGAGGAGUAUUGGUGUCGAAGGGAAAAAUCAGAUGAUAUUCAACUUGAAAAAUACUGUGAGCCAGUUCAAGCGGCUUAUCGGUAGGAAAUUCAGUGAUCCUGUCGUCGAAGAUGAAAAGAAAAGACUACCUUGCCAACUUGUGGAAAGACAGGGAGAUUGCAUCGGCGUGAAGCUGCAUUAUCAGGGGAAUGAGGAAGUAUUUUCACCAGAACAGAUUAUGGCCAUGCUCUUGACAAAGCUGAAGACCAUUUCUGAGAAAGAACUGUCCACUAAAGUUACGGACUGUGUUGUUUCUGUUCCCUGCUAUUAUACAGACAGACAAAGGAGAGCAAUGUUGGACUCAGUCUCCAUGGCUGGACUGAACUGCCUCAGACUUAUGAAUGACACCACUGCAGUUGCCUUGGCUUAUGGUAUCUACAAACAGGAUCUACCGACUGAUAAACCUAGAAAUGUGGUGUUUGUUGAUAUGGGUCACUCCUCAGUUCAGGUUUCUGCCUGUGCAUUCUUAAAAGGACAACUCAAGGUGCUUGCCACUGCUGCUGAUCCAAAUUUGGGGGGUAGAAAUUUUGAUGAACUUUUGAAAGAUCACUUUGUGGAAGAGUUCAAGACAAAGUACAGAUUAGAUGUCUCUACAAAUGCCAAAGCUGGUAUUCGUCUCCUGCGAGAAUGUGAAAAGUUGAAGAAGCUGAUGAGUGCUAACUCCCAAGAGAUUCCCUUGAAUAUUGAGUGUCUAAUGGAUGAUAAAGAUGUUGCAGGAAGAUUUAAGAGAACUGAUUUUGAAGAAAAGAUUUCCAGCUACUUACAGGGAUUAGAAGUUACUCUGAAAUCACUGAUGGAAAAAUCAGGGCUCAAGAUGGCUGAUGUAGAGGCUAUUGAGAUUGUUGGUGGCAGCACACGUAUUCCUGCUGUUAAAGAUGUGAUAAAAGCAAUCUUUGAUAAGGAUGUCAGUACCACUCUGAAUGCAGAUGAGGCUGUGGCUCGCGGUUGUGCUCUGCAGUGUGCCAUGUUAUCACCAACCUUCAGAGUACGAGAUUUUGUUGUCAAUGAUGUAACACCAUAUCCAGUUGUGCUAACCUGGAAGUCACAAAACACUGAGGAUGAAGGGGAGAUGGAGGUGUUUGCUCCUAACCAUGCUUUCCCUUUCUCAAAGAUGCUGACAUUUUAUCGAAAAGAACCAUUCGAUUUAGAAGCUAGCUACGCAAAAAAUACAAAGCUACCACUAAAAGAUGGUUUUAUUGGUCGGUUCUCGAUCAAAGACGUUGUUCCCAAUAAAGAGGGAGAAUCAUCGAAAAUCAAAGUAAAAGUUCGUUUGGAUAUCCAUGGUGUACUAAAUGUUGUCAAUGCAAGCUUGGUAGAAAAAUUACCUCCAGCCACAGAGCCAGAAGCAGAGUCAAUGGAAGUUGAGGGACAAGGAGAGAAGACCAAAGAAGGAACUGGGGAAGCUGCCGCACCCGAGAAUGCUCAAGGAACACAGGAAUCUAAUGAAUCCAAUGAAUCCAGUGAAUCACAAGAUAAAGAAGCUACAAUUGAGCCGAUGGACACUGAGACAUCAGAAACGAAAGAUCCAAAAGAUGGGGAUUCCAGCAACAAAGAAGAUGAAGGGAAAGAUGCUAAAGACAGCAAAGGAAAAAAAGAGAACGGUGUUCCAGCAAAAAAGAAAAAUCAAGUCAAAACAGUGGAACUCAGAGUGGAGACUGAAGUGCCUGGACUUACAAAGUCCCAACUACAGGAUGCCAUCGAAAAAGAGUGCCAAAUGGUACUGCAGGACAAGCUAGAGAAAGAAAAAGGAUUUGCCAAGAAUGCUGUGGAAUCGUACGUGUAUGACAUGCGAGGAAAAUUGUACGAUCAACUCCAGAAAUACAUCACAGAUGAGGCAAGGGAGAAGUUCUCAGAGUUACUCUCGGUAACAGAAGACUGGCUUUAUGAAGAAGGCGAAAACCAAUCGAAGAAAGUUUACCAUGACAAGCUUGCCGAGCUGAAGAAAUUGGGAGACCCGGUAGAGAAGAGGUUAUCCGAGGCUACCAAAAGACCCGCUGCGUUUGAUGAGCUUGGAAAGAGUAUCCAGCAAAUCAGGAAAAUUCUUGAGCUUUAUGCACAGAAGGAUGAAAAAUACGAUCAUAUCGAAGCUGAAGAAAUGAAAAAGGUUGAAGAUGCUGUGGCAGAUAAGGACAAAUGGUUCCAGGAAAAGUGGAGUGCACAAAACAGUCUCGCCAGUCAUCAAGAUCCGGCUGUGUAUGCCUCCGUUAUACUCUCAGAAAAAAAGCUGUUAGAAGACACAUGCUACACGAUUUUGAACAAACCGAAACCGAAACCCAAAGCCGAACCACCGCCUCCCCCAAAGGAAGAAGAGAAGAAAGAAGAGGGGACGGGAGAGUCGACAACGGAGGAGAAAAUGGAUCAAGAAGGAGAAAUUGUGGAGAAACCUAGUGAAGAUCAAGAUCAGGAAGGUGGCGAGGAAACCAAACCUGACGCAGACAUGGAGAUUGAUUAGCUAUUUAUGAUUAACAAUCAGGAGUAAAAAGUACAGAAGCAAGCACUGAUGUUUUCAUUACGGUGAAAUUAUUCUCUAAUUUGUCAGUUGAUUUGUUUUGAUUGUGCCUCCUGCAAUAAUGGAGCGGUUUUUUUAAAUUUUAAGUCAUCGUAGACCACAAGCGAUUCUUUGGUUAACGCGUAAAGCGUAAGGCGUAUCCAGGGCGCAUGUCAGUGAAGGAUUACGAGGAGCGAUAAGUAGGAAACAAGUAAGAAAUGCAACAAGCAAUUAUUUUUUUGCUGGGUCCCUCACCGCGUGGCCCCGUGAUCUUAAUGAGUGGUAGUGUUCCUUUCUCUUGGUCAGUUGAAGGUCGAAGAGAAGCACUAGUAAAUGCAUUUUCAUAUUGUCUAAUUUCGUUUUGCGUAUUACACAAUAAUAGUUUAAAACAAACGAAGAGAAGACAGGAAGUUGGAAAAACUGGUUAAGUUUUAGGUACAUUUCAGGGCUACAAGGAACAGUGCUUGUGGCUUUUGGAAAGAAAGACGUUAUAUUAAAAGAGAACAUGUGCUUAAAUUCAA
Molecule: messenger RNA, 3329 nt
Organism: Stylophora pistillata
Lineage: Eukaryota; Metazoa; Cnidaria; Anthozoa; Scleractinia; Pocilloporidae
Product: 97 kDa heat shock protein
Biological process (GO): protein folding
Cellular component (GO): cytosol; nucleus
Molecular function (GO): ATP-dependent protein folding chaperone; ATP binding
Source: RefSeq, a predicted model, not a curated record